Corticium candelabrum is the source of this 1662-nucleotide messenger RNA. RefSeq lists its product as uncharacterized. Gene Ontology annotation, molecular function: U6 snRNA binding; protein binding; metal ion binding. Gene Ontology annotation, cellular component: Prp19 complex; U2-type catalytic step 2 spliceosome; U2-type catalytic step 1 spliceosome. Bases 9 to 1328 code for a protein of 439 amino acids. The transcript has 5 exons. NCBI's taxonomy places the organism in Eukaryota, Metazoa, Porifera, Homoscleromorpha, Homosclerophorida, Plakinidae. The record is from RefSeq and is a predicted model, not a curated record.
UAUAACCAAUGAGUGAGGAAAGCGAGGAAGGCGACCCUGGGUGGCAGGUAGACAGCUAUGGACGAUACUACGUGUCAAAGGGAGAUUGGUGGGCCAUCAUGGAUCAGGCAACAGGUCGACUAUACUAUCAAAAUCACCUAACCCAACAAACUCAGUGGGAUAUCCCGGAUGAUUGGAAGCACGACCGCGAGAAUGAGACAGACAAGAUGAUGAAGCGUCCGGCCAGAAGACAGAUGAAACCUCAAGACAAGUCUCGUACUCACUGGCGCCCCGAAGGAGCACACGAGUACAACAUUUGGUAUCACAAGUGGGUGGGAGAGCAUUGGAAAGGAGACAAAGACCAAGGACCGGCAGAUACACGUUGCAAUAUCAAAAGAGACACGGGAUAUACGAAGGGUUCUCUUCAGGACCCGAAGAGCGAGAGGGUGUUCUUUUGCAUGUAUUUUGCGAGAGGCUGUUGUGAGAACGGAGCGGAGUGUAACUACCUUCAUAGACUGCCACUACCAAAGGAUGAGGAACGGAUUGAUCUCGGUCACGAUUGUUUUGGUCGAGAUCGUCAUCAGUCGCAUCGUGAUGACAUGGGAGGCGUCGGAUCAUUCGAAAAGGAGUGUAGAACUCUCUACGUUGGCGGAUUGAGUAUACGCAGUGGAUUAGAGAAGGUUCUAAAGACCGAGUUUGAAGAGUGGGGCGAACUGGAAGAAGUAAAAAUCAUUCCAAGAUUACACAUUGCAUUUAUAACUUACAAGAAGAGACUCAAUUCUGAGUUUGCCAAGAUUGCAAUGUCAGACCAGCAACUAGAUGGAGGAGAGAUGUUGAAUGUCAGAUGGGCCUAUGAUGACCCUAAUCCGAAGGCAAAAGUGAAGGUUGUUGAAAGAACAAAGCAACAGUUUGCCGAAGCUUUGCAGGCUUACUACAGUGAAGGCAAGGGAGUACAAGAACCACAGCCAUUGCAACCAUAUGCCGACGGUUGCGUGAUUGGUCCAUACCCCGACACAUCAGAGCAGUUUGCAGCGGCCGAAGCUGCCAGCAAGGAAGAGGAAGAGAAAGCCGAGCUUAUGCGGAGGAUUGAGGAAGACUGUGAUCGCCUCAACCAAGCUUUUAGACUUGCCGAAGGUGGAGAUGAUCAGCAUACUGGGAAUGCUGCAUCACCCGCUCUCUCAGCUCUGCCUUCACAACCACCACCGACACUUGCUAGUCACUCAUCUAGUGCAACUAUCCCAUCAGCAGCUGGCCCCAUACUACCCAGUCACUCCAUGGUGAAACACAACGUUACUCGUUCUGUAGAUCCCUACCGAGCCGCAAUGAGAGAGAAAUUCAAGGCGAAGUAGUUGAGCAGCAUGCUACAGAUUGAUGCCAAUGUACAGGCAGAUAGUAGCGUUUUGUUUCGAUGGGAUAUGUACAGUACUACAGUAUUAAAUGCAUGCAGCAUCCAGUGCAGCUUGAACUGUUGCAAGGAUACACGUGAUUGGCACAGAAAAUUGUAGCAUGUUGUACUGUGAUUUGGACAACUUGUACAAUGUACUGUAACGGUCGGUGGUAAUUAGCCCAUAGAGUAUGGCCAGUAUCAAAAUUUGCACCAAUUGUUCCAUAGUGCGCAUGCUUAAUUAAAUCAUGGUCACGUGGUUACCACUCUACAUUUGAAUAAGAUAAUUCUUGAGUGUU